CAUGUCGGCCAUGUCUGCGGGCGGCGGAGCGCAGCGGGACGCGGGGGCCGCGGGCGGGCGCCGCAGCAAGUGGGACCAGCCUGGCCCGGCGCCCACCUUCCUGCUGCCCGGCACGGCGCCGCUGCCCGGCCGGCCCUUCCCCGCCGGGGGCGGCGAUGGCGGCAGCGCCGCCUCCACCGCGGCCGGGGCCGAGGGCUCCGCGGCGCCCUCGGGAGCGCUGGAUGCGGCCGCGGCCGUGGCGGCCAAGAUCAACGCCAUGCUGAUGGCCAAGGGGAAGCUGAAGCCGGCGCCCAGCACGGCCGACAAGCUGCAGGCUCUGGGGAAAGGUCCAGCCGCCAGCAAAAGCAAAGAUGACCUCGUGGUGGCGGAGGUGGAGAUCAACGACGUGCCCCUCACCUGCAGGAACCUGCUGACCAGGGGGCAGACCCAGGACGAGAUCAGCCGCCUGAGUGGAGCUGCCGUGUCCACCCGGGGGAGGUUCAUGACUGCAGAGGAGAAAGCGAAAGUGGGACCUGGGGACCGUCCCUUGUAUCUUCACGUGCAGGGUCAGACGCGGGAGCUGGUGGACAGAGCUGUGAACAGAAUUAAGGAGAUCAUCACCAACGGGGUGGUGAAGGCGGCCACGGGCUCCAGCCCCACCUUCAACGGGGCCACGGUCACCGUGUAUCACCAGCCAGCCCCCAUCGCCCAGAUGAGCCCGGCUGUCGGCCAGAAACCCCCUUUCCAGUCAGGGAUGCAUUACGUGCAGGACAAGCUGUUUGUGGGGCUGGAACACGCCGUGCCCACCUUCAACGUGAAGGAGAAGGUGGAGGGGCCGGGCUGCUCCUACCUGCAGCACAUCCAGGUGGAGACGGGCGCCAAGGUCUUCCUGCGAGGGAAGGGCUCGGGCUGCAUCGAGCCAGCCUCGGGCAGAGAGGCCUUUGAGCCCAUGUACAUCUACAUCAGCCACCCAAAGCCAGAAGGUUUGGCAGCUGCUAAAAAGCUGUGUGAGAACCUCUUGCAAACAGUCCACGCCGAGUACUCCCGAUUUGUGAACCAGAUAACCACUGCAGUCCCCCUGGCAGGCUUCACCCAACCCGCCACCAUCAACAGCGUCCCCUCCCAGCCGUCCUACUACCCCUCCAACGGGUACCAGUCAGGGUACCCCGUGGUGGCCCCUCCUCAGCAGCCCGUCCAGCCGCCCUACGGGGUGCCAGGCAUCGUCCCCCCCGCCGUGCCCCUGGCGCCGGGCGUGCUGCCAGCCCUGCCCACGGCCGUGCCGCCCGUGCCCACGCAGUACCCCAUCCCUCAGGUGCAGCCCCCAGCCAGCACCGGCCAGAGUCCGCUGAGUGCUCCUUUCCUUCCUGCUGCCCCAGUAAAAACCAGCCUGCCAACUGGUGCUCAGCCACAAGUGCAAGCCCACCCCCAGGGCCAAAAGAGACGCUUCACCGAGGAGCUGCCCGAUGAGAGGGAGUCAGGACUGCUGGGAUACCAGCAUGGACCCAUUCAUAUGACUAAUUUAGGUACAGGCUUCUCCAGUGCGAGCGAAAUCGAGGGAGCCGGGCCGAAGGCAGCAAGUUCCUCAGGAAAGGAGAGAGAGAGGGACAGGCAGUUGAUGCCUCCGCCAGCUUUUCCCGUCCCUGGAAUCAAAUCGGAGUCUGAGGAGAGAAAAGGUGCGGGGUCUGUACCGGGCAGCCACGAUCAUCAAGCAAAGAAGAUGAAAACUGGAGAGAAGGGCUUUGGCUUAGUGGCCUACGCUGGAGACUCGUCGGACGAAGAGGAGGAACACGGAGGCCAUAAAAACGCAAGUACUUUUUCACAGGGCUGGAGUUUGGGGUACCAAUACCCCUCCUCCCAACAGAGAGCCAAGCAACAGAUGCCCUUCUGGAUGGCUCCCUAAAAGCUGCACAAGAGUUUUGGUGGUUUUUUUCUUCUUUUUUUUUUUUUUUUUGGCAUCCAUCUGGUUUUUUUUUUUCCCCUCCAUCCCCACUUCCCUCUAGCAAUAAUUGCAUGGAUAUUCCAGAAAGGACUGGGCAAAACAAAACAAACAAACAAAACAAAAAAAAAGACAACCUCGUUUUUACAUUUGAAGAAGAAGCCAAUUUUCUUCCUCCCCCACCCCACCACUUUGGAAGGGCUCCGUUGUUUUUAAAAAUCGUUAUUUUUGGCAGCGUUUUUUUGCCAGUUGAGAAGAUUUGGAGCAGUGUGCUCCCUUCCCCAAGGGGAGAGGUAAAGAGGAUCCAGGGAAGCCUCUUGGUCCAGCGUGUCCCCAUUUUUCCAAGAUAACUCAAAGGGAAGAGUCGGUGCCACUGACCUCACUCCACACCCAGUGUUGGCAUUUUUUGCUGGGUGCUCCUGCUGCCCCACAGCUUCCAUGUGGGACUUGUCACCAGAGGGAAGGAAAACGUCCAGGAGCUGUGGAAAAACUCAACGUUUCUGAAAACUCUCCAUUUUUACUCCAGGCACCUCCUGUAACUCGGCACUGUUGGUUUGUUUUUUUCCUUGGAAGAGUGGUUUUACUGAUUCCCCACAGCUCUCUCAUUCUGGGGGGGGAAACGCUCAGGUUUUUGGAUGGAUGGCUCAUCUUGCCCCUGGUGGAUUGGCACUGGAGCUCUGGUACUAAAUCUCCUCCUGGACCUCACCCUCACCCAGCAGCUGGACAGAAUUCCUCCUCCUGAGCUUCAUCUCUUCCCUCAUCCCCCUCGGUUCCACCCCGAACCAGGAGGUUCCAACGAGGGGUUUCCCGAAAAGGAGGGUGGGGUUGGAGGGGAGGGCAGCACUUGAGUCCAGCAGCUCCUGGGAGCUGGGAAUGAGCGGCUGGAUGGUGUGUACGGACAUGAACUGCACCCGGGGCUUUUCUCAGCAGGGUGGGGGGCACCCAGUGCAGCCCCCACCUCGGGGUGACGCUCCCAGGCACUGCUCCAGGGGUGCUGGGCAGCCUUUGGAACGGGAUUUUAAGGAUCUGUGGUGUCACCGCUGCACCCCCGGGGUGGGGCUCACCCCCCUCUGCAAACCUGGGCUUUCCUUUUGUGGUGUAAAUAAUUGAGAACCAUACUUUCAUUAUAAAUAAAUGUAUAAAUAUUCGGCUUCCUGGG
This is a messenger RNA of Myiozetetes cayanensis, 3074 nucleotides long. It is a transcript of the gene KHDC4, whose product is annotated as KH domain containing 4, pre-mRNA splicing factor. Lineage: Eukaryota; Metazoa; Chordata; Aves; Passeriformes; Tyrannidae. The record is from RefSeq and is a predicted model, not a curated record. Gene Ontology annotation, cellular component: nucleus. Gene Ontology annotation, molecular function: RNA binding. The transcript is spliced from 14 exons. Bases 2 to 1879 code for a protein of 625 amino acids.